GUCGACCUGACUGAGAACAGACAGAGCGAAAUUCUCAUCGUCGCCUGGGUCACGACAGGAGCUGCCCUUGUGACAGUGGUUAUUAAGCUCUUCACUCGACUUCGAAUCAUUAAAGUGAUUGGCUGGGAUGACUUUUUCAUCGUAUUCUCGAUGAUGCUAAGCAUCUGUGCCUCCUCUUUCGGUCAUUAUGGGGUGCACCUGGGAUUCGGAAAACACACCGCUGCAGUGGUCGCUGAGCAUGGACACGAGCACUUAUCUAAGACUGCGAAGUACCAGAUGUUGGGUUACCGUGCUUUCAGCUUUCCCAAUCUAGCCAUCACCAUACUCGUUUGCCAGCUACUCGAUCCAAAUCCACUUCGAACGCGACUUCUAUACGGCAUGACCAUCCUCCAGGUCAUUUUCGCCAUGAUCACAGUAAUCCUAGCGUUCGCACAAUGCACACCCACCCAGAAGCUCUGGGAGAGGACUAUGCCAGGAAAUUGCUGGAGCCCCAAUGUCCUGAACUACUUUUCGUACUGGCUGUGCGCAUACACUACACUCACGGACUUCGUGCUGGCAAUCGUCCCUGUCGCCGCCUUCUGGAAGCUCCAAAUGAAGCGAUCCACUAAGAUCGGUCUGUGCAUUCUGAUGAGCAUGACAAUGCUGUCAGCCAUUGUUACCAUCAUUAAGGGCACUUACCUCCAUCUUUUUACGGACACCGUCGACCCAUUGUACAACCCAGUACCACUUGUUCUUUGGGGCUUGGUCGAGCAAAACAUUGUCAUCAUGGCUGCCUGUGUACCAACCUUACGCCCGCUUUUC
Molecule: messenger RNA, 801 nt
Organism: Macroventuria anomochaeta
Lineage: Eukaryota; Fungi; Ascomycota; Dothideomycetes; Pleosporales; Didymellaceae
Exons: 5
Source: RefSeq, a predicted model, not a curated record